Molecule: messenger RNA, 657 nt
Organism: Indicator indicator
Lineage: Eukaryota; Metazoa; Chordata; Aves; Piciformes; Indicatoridae
Gene: TMEM61
Product: transmembrane protein 61
Exons: 2
Coding region: 4-657 (217 amino acids)
Source: RefSeq, a predicted model, not a curated record
AGGAUGGCAGCCGCUUCUUUCCGCUACGGCAUGACCAUCACCGGGGCCGUGCUGCUGGUGACCGGGACGCUGUGCUUCGCCUGGUGGAGCGACGGGGAGGUGGGCACCCAGGCCAGCAGCGGGGCUCGCCUCCUGCCUCCCCGGGAAGCCCAGGCAGUUCCCAGCUCCUCCUCCUCUUCCUCUUCCUCCUCCAACGCCCUGCUCCGCUCCGUCAGCUUCUUCUGCUGCGGCAUCGGCGGAAUCCUUCUCCUCUUCGGGCUGCUGUGGUCUGUGAAAGCCAACGCCAGGGUGGUAUCCCGACGCUACCAGUACCAUUUCCCCAGGGACCUGCAGUACUUCACGGCCGAGCCUCUGGAGAAGUGGAACUGCAGGACCUGGGACGGCACCGCCAUCCCCACCUACGAAGAAGCCCUGACCUGCAGACCUGCCCAUGGUGCCCCAGCCUACAUCCAGCCGCCGGGGAGGAAGGAGGAGCUCACGCCACCCCUGUACCACUACCUGGAGGAGGAUGAGGGCUGGCAGGGCGGGCGGCGGCGCAGCUCCUCUGACAGCGCUUUGUUCCGCCCCAGCCCCUGCUGGCUGGAGCUCCAGCAUCCUGCCGAGCCGCAGGCAACGCCACCCCCCAGCUACGACAGUAUCAGCGGCCGCGGCAACUGA